This is a messenger RNA of Phalacrocorax carbo (great cormorant), 1177 nucleotides long. Lineage: Eukaryota; Metazoa; Chordata; Aves; Suliformes; Phalacrocoracidae. The record is from RefSeq and is a predicted model, not a curated record.
GGGCGGUGCUGCCGGGCCGGCCGCCGACGCGGAGAUCGUUGGCCGAGGGGCGGGGGAGGCAGUCGUCCUCCUCGCGGGGCCCGUCGGCAGCAUGCAGAACGUCAUCAACACGGUGAAGGGGAAGGCCCUGGAGGUGGCCGAAUACCUCACCCCCGUGCUGAAGGAGUCCAAGUUUAAAGAAACUGGAGUAAUUACACCAGAAGAAUUUGUUGCAGCUGGAGAUCACUUAGUUCACCACUGCCCUACUUGGCAAUGGGCUUCAGGAGAAGAACUAAAAGUCAAGGCUUAUCUGCCAACAGACAAACAGUUUUUGGUAACUAAAAAUGUGCCGUGCUACAAAAGAUGUAAGCAGAUGGAGUACUCAGAUGAGCAGGAAGCAAUUAUAGAAGAAGAUGAUGGUGAUGGGGGAUGGGUAGACACCUUUCACAAUGCAGGUAUAGUGGGUGCCACAGAAGCAGUUAAGGAGAUUACACUAGACAGUAAGGAUAAUAUAAAAAUACCACAAUGUUCUGCAUCUUGUGAAGAUGACGAUGAGGAAGAUGAAGGAGAAGCUGCAGACAUGGAAGAGUAUGAAGAAAGUGGGCUAUUGGAGACAGAUGAUGCAACGCUUGACACAAGACAGAUUGUAGAAGCUAACAAAGCUAAAGUUGAUGUUGGAGGGGAAGAUGCUAUUCUACAGACUAGAACUUAUGAUCUCUACAUCACUUAUGACAAAUACUACCAAACUCCAAGGCUCUGGUUAUUUGGAUAUGAUGAGCAAAGGCAGCCUUUAACAGUAGAGCAUAUGUAUGAAGAUAUUAGUCAAGAUCACGUCAAGAAAACAGUGACCAUUGAAAACCAUCCUCAUCUUCCUCCACCUCCCAUGUGCUCAGUUCAUCCGUGCAGGCAUGCAGAAGUGAUGAAGAAAAUAAUCGAGACUGUUGCAGAAGGUGGGGGAGAACUUGGAGUUCAUAUGUAUCUUCUUAUUUUCUUGAAAUUUGUACAGGCAGUCAUUCCAACGAUAGAAUAUGACUACACGAGGCACUUUACGAUGUAACUAGAAUAAGAGAUGUCCUUCUCUAAUUAUCAAAUCUUUUUUUUAAAUAACCCAUCCAUCUGACUUAUACAACAUUAUACACAAUUUCUGUAACUAAUCUUUUAUCAGGUUGAUGCAUUAAAAUAAAAUGUUCCAUUACCA